AUGGAGGUUCCAAGCUUAUUCAACAUUGCUUUGAAAAAGUGUAUCAAUUAUUUUGGUCAUGCAAGAAUCGAAAUCAAUGAAGACGUCUCACCGAAACUUAAGCAAAUCAUGUUUGAUCAAAUAACCUAUUCCCACUAUAUCUUCCACCCAUCCAUUUUCACAAUUUUUUCGGUGAACGAAAUCGAUCUCACUUCGAAUAUUAUCACGGAAAAUCACGUUCAAGAAAUUGCAAAAUGCGAUUUCAAAACACUCAAAAUAAAUUGCAGUUUGAAAACAUAUCAAGAUGCUGAUAAUGUUGGUGUAUACGACAUUGUAGGAUUAAUCAAAGCCUCUGUAAAUCCAGAAACUCGCAAGAAACUGGAAACGCUCAAAGUGGCUACUAAAUCGGCGUAUCGUGGCGACUGGAUGGAUACGAUUCUGAGAUAUCUGCCGAAUCUCCAGACUCUUGUCUGCAAGCAAAAAGCUACAACAGGGUUUCCACCGCUCUCGAUGACAUUUCCUCAGCUGAAGUCUCUGGAUGUAUCUUGUAUUUCGUUGAGUUACAUCAACGGAAUCUCAUGUUUGAUCAACCUCGAGACCCUCAUCAUGAGAAAUCUAACCGUUUCCGUUUCUGAGGAUCUUCAUGAGCUUUUCGCGCUGCGACUUUUGAAGCAUCUCGAUGUAUCCAGAUACCAGAAAAAUGGAGAGGGAGAAUGUAAAACCAUUGAAUAUUUGGUUCAAGACAACAAGGUUCUACCCAAGCUUGAAUUUAUUGAUUUCCGAACGGAUUGCGAGAACAUCGGGCACAUUGAUGGACUGACGGUGUUGACUUCAGUGGAUCUGAGAGCAAGUCUGAAACUACUUGGUCAUUUUUACGAGCAGCAACAAUUUUUGAUGGUGGACCGAGUAUUUAAAAAAAUCAAUGGACUAAUCAUCGAUGGGAUAAACUACAAUAAGAACCAAGAGUUAUUGAAUACAUGUUUCAAGACAUUCGUCCACUAUAUAGACAACGUGUCACUGAUUGAAUCUAUUGCGAGGACAUCAGCGAUCUGUGCGAUAAUGUGCUCCGUAACUUAUUGCACUUUCUACAAUCAACACAUGACUCGAACCCAAAGAAGCAGAAUCGCGCAAGUUCUGUUGGACAGUCGAACGGAAAGAGCCUAUAACUAUUGGUGGCUGUUCAACUGCGCCAAGUUGCACACAGUGCCCGAAUUGAAUGUUGUUGGUUAUUUCCAGAGAGUGGUUAUUCAUAUCUCUAACGUCUUCGGACACUACAGUAGGAUUCGAAACUUCGAGGACGUCGGUCACGGAUUGCGUACUAUGGAUGCACUAUAUCCCAGAUUGGAUGAAGCAGCGAGGAGACAAAUCACAGAGAUUCCACGUGUUCUGUCUGCUCUUCAAGCUAUGUUCGAUAAAUGUAGCAGAAGCCCAACAGGCUUUAUUGUGACUAAUGAUAGACGCGCCAUUGGUUUGGCGGCUUAUACAAUCGAAGUACUCGCUCGUUCCGUCACUUUGAUGAGGUUCAGAGCUCUCAGACCACAUUUGACUCGGUUUUGUGUUCGUCGAAUUCGAGUGAUAGAGUGGACCAGAAUCUUUGUCCCACAAUGUCGAUUGUUAGAUGGAAUUGAAGUGUUUUCGAUCGAAGAAGUUGCAACUCCAGAAGAAUGGGCUACGGUCAUGUUUGAUCGUCUUGAAGAAUACAUUAAACAAGUCUACGAGCACCAUCAGGAAACCCGUCAGCUCACAUUUCAACAUUUCGGAAGAGUUGUGGACACGAACGUUCAAGGCACCCCCUUGUUUCAGAUUAUUUCGCAAGGUGAAAUUUAA
Molecule: messenger RNA, 1806 nt
Organism: Caenorhabditis briggsae
Lineage: Eukaryota; Metazoa; Nematoda; Chromadorea; Rhabditida; Rhabditidae
Exons: 8
Coding region: 1-1806 (601 amino acids)
Cellular component (GO): Cul2-RING ubiquitin ligase complex
Source: RefSeq, a predicted model, not a curated record